Messenger RNA from Anoplopoma fimbria (sablefish), 1817 nucleotides. RefSeq names its product forkhead box C1a (gene foxc1a). The transcript has a single exon. Gene Ontology annotation, molecular function: DNA-binding transcription factor activity, RNA polymerase II-specific; RNA polymerase II cis-regulatory region sequence-specific DNA binding. Lineage: Eukaryota; Metazoa; Chordata; Actinopteri; Perciformes; Anoplopomatidae. Gene Ontology annotation, biological process: cell differentiation; regulation of transcription by RNA polymerase II; anatomical structure morphogenesis. Bases 6 to 1451 code for a protein of 481 amino acids. The record is from RefSeq and is a predicted model, not a curated record.
CCGACAUGCAGGCUCGCUACUCCGUCUCCAGUCCCAACUCCCUGGGCGUCGUGCCGUACAUCAGCGGCGACCCGAGCUACUACCGGGCCGCUGCCGGUGGCGGGUACACGGGGAUGCCCGCGCCGAUGAACAUGUACUCUCAUGCGGCUCACGACCAAUACCCUGCCAGCAUGGCCCGGGCGUAUGGACCGUACACCCCUCAACCCCAGCCCAAGGAUAUGGUCAAACCCCCCUACAGCUACAUCGCGCUCAUCACCAUGGCUAUCCAAAACUCGCCUGACAAGAAGGUGACCCUGAAUGGGAUUUACCAGUUUAUCAUGGAGAGGUUUCCAUUUUACCGAGACAACAAGCAGGGCUGGCAGAACAGCAUCAGGCACAAUCUGUCGCUCAACGAGUGUUUUGUCAAGGUGCCCCGUGAUGAUAAGAAACCCGGCAAAGGCAGCUACUGGACCCUGGACCCGGACUCUUAUAACAUGUUCGAAAACGGCAGCUUCCUGAGGAGGAGACGACGGUUCAAGAAGAAGGAUGUGGUGAAGGAGAAGGACGAGCGGCUGCAGAAGGACGCGCCGCAGAGGCAGCAAGGCCGUGAGCAGCAGCAGGAGCAGCAGCCGGUGCAGGGCUCCAAGCCCGUGAGGAUCCAGGAUAUUAAGACCGAGAACGGGACAGUCACGCCGCCGCAGUCCGACUCGCCCUCUUUGAGCACCGUGCCCAAAAUCGAGAGCCCGGACAGCAGCAGCAGCAUGUCCAGCGGGAGCCCUCACAGCAUCCCCUCCAACAGGUCCAUCGGCAUGGACAGCUCCGAGCACCACCAGCACCAGCAGCAGCACCACGGCCAGGCCUCGACGCAGGGCUUCAGCGUAGACAACAUCAUGACCUCCCUCCGGGGGUCUCCACAAGGGGCCACUGAGCUCGCACCCAGCCUCAGCAACUCCACCAGGACGGGUAUAACACCGUCUUUGUCCUUAAACUAUUCCCCCAAUCAGACAUCUGUCUAUAGUUCCCCGUGCAACCAAAACUCCAUCUCCACUACCUCCAACGCAACCUAUCAUUGUAACAUGCAGGCCAUGAGCUUGUACGCCGGGGACAGAUCUGGCCACUUGGCACCGAGCACCACCGUGGACGAAACGUUGCCAGAUUACUCGGUCACUACCACCUCGUCCUCCAUGGCCUCCCACGGUAAUCUGAACUCGGCGCAGGAGGGCCACCACCCUCACCAAGGGAGGCUGACCUCAUGGUACCUCAACCAGGCCGGAGACCUGGGCCACUUGGGCGCAGCGUACCCGGCACAGCAGCAGAACUUUCAUUCGGUCCGAGAGAUGUUUGAAUCCCAGAGAAUCGGCUUGAAUAACUCACCGGUGAAUGGGAAUAACAGCUGUCAGAUGUCGUUCCCACCGAGCCAGCCCAUCUAUCGCACUUCGGGAGCUUUCGUAUACGACUGCAGCAAGUUCUGACCGAAAAAAAUAGAAAUAGAAAUAUAGGCUCGAGAUGUUCCUCACGGUGUUUGACCUCUUCCAAUAAAAUCCAAAGACACCCCCUCUCCUCUCCUCUCCUCUCCUCUCUCACCUGCCCUCACCACAUGGACUAAUAUGAGACAGGAAAAAAGAAAAAAAGAACGGAAAAGACUCUAUCUUGGUUUUUUUCUAAAGAACAGUGUUACUGCAAAUAACACGUAAGUCUCUCUUUGCUUUUGUGAUUUUCUGUGAUAUGUUAAGGAUAUGUCAGUUUUCAUGGACGUGUAAAUUGCAUAUAGUAAUUUAUUUCUAAAAAAAAAAUUGUAGCCGCGUAUUAUGGACCAAACACACCAAAAAAAAAAAAAA